This is a messenger RNA of Diversispora eburnea, 942 nucleotides long. NCBI's taxonomy places the organism in Eukaryota, Fungi, Glomeromycota, Glomeromycetes, Diversisporales, Diversisporaceae. The record is from the annotation of a GenBank genome assembly.
AUGGCCAAACGCUUACUACGAAAUCUCUUUAAAGCAUAUAUUAACAACAGUGUUAAAACUAAAAAUGCCAAAGUAAGAAAUAAGCCAUUUCCUAAAACUCCAAAAUCAUCUAUUUCUAGACUUCUUUUAGAUAAUAGUAAUAACAAAAUAAAAAAAAAAGAAUUGAUAAAAGCCGAAUUCAAAAAAAUGCCUAGAUGCAAGAAUUCAUAUUAUGCUGUUCGAGUCGGUCACAGACCCGGUGUUUAUAAUACUUGGGACGAAUGUAAAUUGCAAGUAAGCAAUUUUCCUAGGUGCAAAUUUAAGAAGUUUGCUAAUAUAAAAGACGCACAAGAAUUUGUUUACGGAAAUAUUGAACCAAUAUCAAAUGAUUCACCACUACCGUCAUCAUCAAUGUUAGAUACGUUCAAACCAAAAAAGAAAGAUGUGAAAAAUGUGAUGGAAUCAUCAUUGUCACCUAUUACAAAAGAUGAUGAUGAAACUUCAGAUUCCGACGUUACGAAACUCAUGGUAUGGACUGAUGGAUGUUCAUUAAAUAAUGGUCAAAGUGGAGCACGAGCUGGUAUAGGCGUAUUUUGGAGUGAUAAUAAUCCCAGAAAUCUUUCUGAAAGAUUACCUGGACCUAGACAAACAAAUAAUCGGGCGGAAAUUAUGGCUAUUAUUCGUGCAUUGGAAACAUGUCCAAACGAUAAUAUUACACUUGAAGUCAAGACUGAUAGUAAAUAUGUAAUGAAAGCUUAUCAGUCUUGGAUACCAAAUUGGGAAAAAAACGGUUGGAAGAAUUAUGCUAAAAAGGAUGUGGAAAAUAAAGAUCUAUUUACUCGUAUGAUAAGAUUAAUUAGAGCGAGACCUGGCAAUGUUUUGAUUGUUACUGAUGAUGAUUUAUUUUCACCUGAAGAAUUGGCUGAAAUUGCUAAAGAAAUUGCUCAAAAUCAAAGAAAUUAA